AUGGAGUUGAAAUAUAUUUUAGUGGUGGUCUUAUUAAGUGCGGGGGUCGGUGGUGAGUUGUGUCCGAAGCAAUGUGACUGUGACAUGGACAAUGGGUUGAACAGGGCGAUGUGUGUCGAUCAAAACAUUAUCACCAUUGAGAUGGGAGUGCCCAAAGCAGUGCAAGUGUACAGUUUGAGUCAUAAUGUUAUUAGUGAAUUGGAUAACUUUUGUUUUAAGGACUUGGGCUAUACAUCGCUUCAAAUGCUGGAUCUCUCGAAUAACCUGAUAUUCUGGAUUGGUCUGCAUGCUUUUUCGGGAUUGGAUAAAUUAGUACAUUUGGAUCUAAGCACCAACAGAUUGAGAUACAUUCCUUCCGAUCUAUUCUUCGAGACGCCAGAAUUGGACACGUUGGACUUGUCAUCGAACGUGUUUGAAAGUCUUAAGAAUGAACCCUUUUUGAUGCAUUCAAAACUAAAGGUAUUAAAUCUUAACAAUUGCCGCAUUAAGGCGUUACCGCCGCGAUUAUUCAACCGACUACCGAAUUUAAGAAAACUAGAUUUAAGCGAGAACUAUGUAACAAGUUUAAAAACAGAGGUUCUGACACCUUUACGUAAACUAGAGAGAAUACAACUUCGCAACGAGUUCUGGCUAUGCAAUUCAGAUUUCAUAGCAGUGGAAAAUUGGAUAGCAUCUCGAGGUAUCACUUAUCAAAAACAGUGCAAGAAAAAGGAACCAAAAAUGUCCGAGAAGAUGAUAUUCCUAGUACCAGAUGUGAAGAAAAAGGAAGUCGACGUAAGCGACAUAUGGAACAUAACGACAGAGAAAAAUGAUUCUGCCGUGGAACACACUAACAAACCAAUUACACCAUUUCAAAAAUUUGAUCAAGACUUUUCAGCAGUCAAAGCUUUCAUACUCGGCAUCGAAAUAGGCUUAGCAAUCGGAAUAGUGGCAACAUACGUUUGGUUGAAUAGAUUCUGUACAUGUCGUGCAUUACGAUGUACUCGGCCACAGACAAGGAGACAAAGAAGACGUAGAAUGCAAAGAUUUGACGGGGACAUGAGAACUAAUUUAUUGUGGACUACUGUUGUGAAUCCGGACUUGGAGAGUCCGCCCUCAUUCCGGAGACAGCUCUCCUUGCCUGAUAGAAGUGCACCAUUCCCAACGUACGGUCUGCCGAAUGUGACUGAAGCCCCAUUACAAAUAGAUGCGAUACGUGUUCCGGAUCGUAGCGAGACACCGCCGCCGCCAUACCAUGACUGCCGCAUUAUUAUUUGA
Molecule: messenger RNA, 1257 nt
Organism: Spodoptera littoralis (African cotton leafworm)
Lineage: Eukaryota; Metazoa; Arthropoda; Insecta; Lepidoptera; Noctuidae
Source: the annotation of a GenBank genome assembly